AUGGAUUUAUUAGCAUCUCAACUUGAAUUAAAUUCUUCGAGAAAUCUAUUUUUAUGUUUUUCACAAUAUUCUGCUUGUCUUACAGCUGGUUGUUUACCUACAAAUAGUAAAUGGCGUGAAAAUCUUCUUAAUUUAUAUGCUCGUAUUAGUUUAUGUCGUACUAUUAAUCGAUCAUUAGAUUAUUUCGCUUGUCUUUCGAGAAUUCGUAAAUAUGGUCUUGGGCAAAAUGAUUUAGCUUCUCCUCAUCUUACACGUUUAUUAACAUUGACUAAUAGUUUAUGUGAUCUUAUUUAUUAUCCUGCUGAAUGUAUCGCAUGGCUAUGCGAAGCGAAUGUAUUUGGAGCAAAUCGAUCAUCAAGACCUUUUCGAUUACUUUCAUUAACUUGUUGGUUAUCUAAUAUAAUUGUUUCAAUUAUCGGAAAUACACUUAAAUUGAUUAAAUAUAAAAAAUUAUUAAGAGCAAAACGAAAUAAACAUGAACAUACUACAGAUAAAUCAAGUUUAAUGACACCUUUAUCUGAAAUGUAUAAAUGUAUGUUAACACUUGUUAAUAAUUUUUGUUUUCUUCUUAAUUGCAUCCAUUGGCUCGCAAUACCAGGAUUUUUAUGGUCUGGUAAAUUACCGGUAUUUAUGGUUGGUUUAUGUGGUACUUUGGCAACAUUAUGCAAUAUUAUCAAGAUGCUAAUAUAA
Molecule: messenger RNA, 690 nt
Organism: Adineta steineri
Lineage: Eukaryota; Metazoa; Rotifera; Eurotatoria; Adinetida; Adinetidae
Source: the annotation of a GenBank genome assembly